Acanthosepion pharaonis is the source of this 1464-nucleotide messenger RNA. The record is from the annotation of a GenBank genome assembly. NCBI's taxonomy places the organism in Eukaryota, Metazoa, Mollusca, Cephalopoda, Sepiida, Sepiidae.
AUGACGAGAACAGCAACCUAUCGUCUGAUUCAAUCAUUUCUCCUUCUUCUCCGGUCUCUUAUUUCCGCCAUCUUUCUUUUUUCUUUUCUUAUUCCGCAUUUAUUUCUUUUAAUUUCUAUUCUAAACAGUUCUAAAAAGUUUGCUCACUUCGUUCUUCUUUCUUAUUUUCCAAUUCUAUUUGUCUUGUUUUUUUCGUUUUUUUUUACGACUAAAUUUACUAUUUCUUUUCUCGCUUUCUCUCUCUCUCUUCUUUUUAUUUUUUUCUUCCUUUUUCAUUGUUUCUUUUGCUUGCUCUCUUUUACUUUCUCUUUCUUUUUCUUUUUCUCGUCUUUUUCUUUUUCUUUCUUUCGUCUUUUUCUUUUUCUUUCUUUCGUCUUUUUCUUUUUCUUUCUUUCGUCUUUUUCUUUUUCUUUCUUUUUUCAUCUUUCGCCAGUUUCCCAAUUUUUAUUAUUCUAUUUUUCAUAUUCUUUUAUCCACCUGCUAUUUUUCUUUUUUAUCAUUAAUAAAUGUGAGAUUUCGUUCUUCUCUCUCUCUCUUCUUCCACUUACUUUAUCUGUCUUUGUCUCUUUUUCUUCUUUCUUUUUCUUUACUUUCUAUUCUCUUUUAACUUUCAAACCUUUUUACUUUUUUGAUACUUUUUUGUUGUUUUACAAUUUUCGUUCCUGUUUAUUUAUCUUUUUUAAUAUUUUCUCAGUUUCUCUUUAUUCUUCUCUUGUUCCUUUAUCAAUACCCAUUUUCUUCUUUUGUUCCUUUAUCAAUACCCAUUUUUUAUUCUCUUAUUCCUUUAUCAAUACCCAUUUUUUAUUCUCUUAUUCCUUUAUCAAUACCCAUUUUUUCUUCUCUUGUUCCUUUAUCAAUACCCAUUUUUUCUUCUCUUGUUCCUUUAUCAAUACCCAUUUUUGUUCCCUUAUCAGUACCCAUUUUUUCUAUAUUGUUUUCAGCUUUGCUUUUUCUGACUUAUUUGUUUUGUAUUUGCAUCUUGUCUUUUACGUUUAUAUUUUUCAUUUCUUCUUUCCUUCUUUUUUCUCUCCUUUCUCAUAUUUCUCCUUUAUCUUCUUCUUCCUCUUCUUCUCCUUUAUCUUCUUCUUCUUCUCCUUCUUCUUCUUCUCAUACUCUUUUAUUUAUUUUUCUCAUCUUAUCUCUUUUCUUCUCCCAGCCUUAUUUUCUCCUUUAGUCUUGUCUGUUCUCAGUUUAUAUUUCCUUUUUUUUUCUUUUCCUCUCCCCGUCUCUUCUCUUCCGAUUUCCUUCUCUCCUUUUUUCUUCUCACCCUGUUUUAUUUCCUUCUCUUUCUCUCUUUUCUUCCCAUCUUGCCAUACUUUCCUCUUUCUCUCUCUCUCUCUCUCUCUCUCUCUCUCUCUCUCUGUGUCUUUGCUUCUUCACUUUGCUUUCGUUGUCUUAUUUCCUUCUCUCUUCUUCUCGCCCUGUCCUAUUUCUUUCGAUUUUCCUUCACAUCCUUCUUUCUGA